Molecule: messenger RNA, 897 nt
Organism: Striga hermonthica
Lineage: Eukaryota; Viridiplantae; Streptophyta; Magnoliopsida; Lamiales; Orobanchaceae
Source: the annotation of a GenBank genome assembly
AUGCACGGCCAUCAUCACAACAAAGAGGACGAUCUUCACGAUACUGUUGAUGGAACUCCGGUUAUACCCGGGACGGCUCUACCGGUUCAAACCGAGGUCAACCCGGAUAAAGUGUUGACCGGCCAUGAAAUGUUGACUGUGGAGGAUGGUUUAGAAUCACGAGCUGGAGCCCGCAAGCCCGAAGAUGAGAAUCCUGGCAAAAUGGGUACGGAUUUUGUGGAAGAAGUUGACGUGGCAGAACCAACGGUCCAGAUCAGUCGUCCAACGGGUUUGGAGGAGGACCCGCAUUCCAUAAAGAGCCAUCCUGGAAAAAUCCAUCCUUCAAAUUAUCAGUCCAAAGUCACUGACCUCAAGGGUGAAGGAGGAGCAGAAGCGGAGGUUGCCCCACUCGUCGAGCGCUUGGAUAGACUUCAUAUCCCGGCACCGGAAAAUGAAUCUUACACCGGGAGCCACGGCCAGUUUGCCCCUCAGCCAACUCCCACCGCGGGCGAGUUCGUUCCCGAGUCAAACCCGGUCGGCUCAACCCGAGACUCGGAGGAGCUGCCAAAAAGUUUUGGUCGAGCCGAAACAGAGUCCAUGCCCCGCGACACUAUAACCGGAAAAUCCGCCGGGUGUGCGGCGGCGGAGGAAGGGGGUGGCGGAAGAGGGGUGUCGGUGAAGGAGUACUUGGCGGAGAAACUGAGGCCCGGGGAGGAGGACAGGGCAUUGUCUGAGGCAAUUUUGGGGAAGUUGCAGGGGAAGAAGGCGGUGGUGGGCCAGGCGGCGGCGGCGGAGGAAUAUGUGGCGGCCGGCGGUGGUGGGAGCUCCGGUGGGUGGGUCGUGGGCCGGCUGAAGAGGGCUGUGGGGUCGUGGAUUGGGAAGGGCGGGAAGCACAUGGCGGGACAGGGCAAGGAAUAA